AUGCAGACCGAUCGCUUCGUUGGGCCCGAGAUAGUGCUCCACUUCCUCCGGCCCCAGCUCCGCGGGUUCCCGCCGCGCGUGGCGGGCGCCGUGUUGGAGACCAACCCCUGCGGCGCGGCGCCAUGGGACCUCCUGGAGCGCUACGGCCUGCGCGACCAGGGCCAAUUCUUCGCGAUGCGCGGGCGGAAGAAGCCCUUCGUGGGGCGGUCCGUCGGCGGCGGCGCCUGGAUGCACAGCUCGACCAGGUGCGGCCGGUCCGUCACAGACUUCGGCGUCGUGGUGCGGUGGUGCAGGGUCAAGUUCUGCUUCUACGUGCGCGGGGAGCUCACGCAGCAGCGGAGCACCGGGUGGGUCAUGGAGGAGUACGAGAUCACGGACCCCCGGUGCUACCGCCAGGACGACGAAGGCCAGGAGGACGAGUACUGGGUGCUCUGCCGCGUCAGGAAGAGCAGGAGGACCGCCGUGACGGCUUCCCCGUCCCCAGGGGCCAAAGCUCGGAGGCGCGUGCUCGCCGCAAGCUGCCGAAUAGGCGGUGAUGACGAACUCGGUCCGGAUUCGGGAGUGAAGGCAAAGAGUAAUUCACGGCGGUGAGUUGAUGGCCUUGGAUUCGAUUGCUUCACCUGCGCAUGGUUGAACAAGACAUCUUUUUUACCUUGUUUUUCUCACCCGUCCAUC
Molecule: messenger RNA, 675 nt
Organism: Phragmites australis (common reed)
Lineage: Eukaryota; Viridiplantae; Streptophyta; Magnoliopsida; Poales; Poaceae
Exons: 2
Coding region: 1-591 (196 amino acids)
Biological process (GO): regulation of DNA-templated transcription
Molecular function (GO): DNA binding
Source: RefSeq, a predicted model, not a curated record